AUGUCCUUGCUAAUUCCUAAUAGCAACGAUCAUCAUGACGCUUAUGGCGACUUGGACGAGGAUGAAAAGUAUCGUGCUGCAUUGAAAGAACAGCAAGAGUUCACUUGGUCGUUUUCACCGGUAUUGGGUUUUUUCAAACAAACCGAUCCAGAAACUAAUGACAUGGAAUUUAGAUACACACAGGAGGAUUUUGGAAUCCUUAAACCAUGGAGCAAGAUUAUUGCAGAGUUGGAAGAACUAAAUGAUACAGCACCAGAGAAUGUGCACUAUAAACUUGUCUUUUUUGCACGUCAUGGACAGGGAUGGGCCAAUGUCGCUGGUCGCAAGUAUUCAAAACAAGAAUGGUAUGACAAAUGGAGAUUCUUGGGUACAGAUGGCGAGAUCACAUGGGGACCCGAUGCAGAUCUCACAGAGUUGGGUGAAAAACAAGCAUUGGAGAAUCAACAAGCUUGGAAAGAGCAAUUAGAGAAUAAAGGGGCACCGUACCCCAAGAAAUUUUAUGUUUCUCCGUUGCAAAGGUCUAUCAAAACGCAUAGUAUAACGUGGAAUAAUCAAAAGGUCUCGGUGGUUGAGAAUUUGAGGGAAACAAUUGGAUUACAUUUAUGCCACCGGAGAUCCAACAAGUCCGUAUUGGAAACAAAGUUUCCUCACUUGAAAUUUCCUGAUGACUUCAAGGAAGAAGAUGAGCAAUUCGACUCAUGGUCAAGAAGAGAAGAGUUGCAUGAACAAUUUCUCCGAAUUAAUAAAGUUUUAGAGAAUAUCUUUGAUGAAGAUGAGGGCCACAAAAAGGACGCGGAUGUCAUAUGUGUUACAUCACACGCAGGGACCAUCCGUGCUUUUAUCACAGUGCUUGGACAUCGUAAGUUUGUGAUACCAACUGGAGGUAUGAUUCCCAUAGUAAUUCGUGGGGAGAGAGAAAAGAGAAACCUGUAA
Messenger RNA from Lodderomyces elongisporus, 933 nucleotides. RefSeq lists its product as uncharacterized. Gene Ontology annotation, molecular function: phosphatase activity. The record is from RefSeq and is a predicted model, not a curated record. NCBI's taxonomy places the organism in Eukaryota, Fungi, Ascomycota, Pichiomycetes, Serinales, Debaryomycetaceae. The coding region runs from base 1 to 933 and encodes 310 amino acids. The transcript has a single exon. Gene Ontology annotation, cellular component: cytoplasm.